UGGCGCGGGCGCGCGCAGGAACAUGGCCGCGCAGGGCGGGAGCGGCGCUGGAGGCCGCGGCGUUGUGAUUUCAGACAAUUGGCCUGGAUACAGUCUGGAUUUGUUCACUUAUCCUCAGCACUACUAUGGAGACCUGGAAUACGUGCUCAUUCCUCAUGGCAUUAUUGUUGACAGGACAGAACGACUGGCAAAAGAUAUUGUGCAAGACAUUGGAGACAAUGAUAUCGUGGUUCUCUGUGUCCUCAAAGGUGGCUACAAGUUCUGUGCUGAUCUUGUGGAGCACAUUAAAAAUCUUAGCAGAAAUUCAGAAAGGUUCAUCUCCAUGAAAGUUGAUUUUGUUAGACUGAAAAGUUACCACAAUGAUCAGUCUAUGCAAGAUAUGCAGAUAAUCGGUGGAGAUGAUCUUUCAAAGCUGACUGGCAAGAAUGUUCUAAUUGUGGAGGAUAUUGUUGGAACUGGAAGGACCAUGAAGGUUCUGCUUAACAAUAUAGAAAAAUACAAGCCAAAAAUGAUUAAAGUGGCAAGUUUGUUGGUGAAAAGAACAUCUCAGCCUGAUGGCUACAGACCAGACUGUAUGUGGCAAAUUAUGAAAAUAAUAGAUCCAUCUAGAAGAGAUCGACCAGUAUUUGCUACUGAAGAAGUCUCUGGUCAGCUGAGCUGGGGAGGAGGGUGGAAGGAGAGUAGGCAGACUAUGGAUUUGAAAUUCCAGAUUUAUUUGUGGUAGGUUAUGCCUUAGACUACAAUGAGCACUUCAGAGACCUAAACCACAUAUGUGUUAUCAAUGAUCAUGGCAAAACAAAAUACAGAGUCUGAAGCAAUAACAUCAACACCUGAAUAUUUCUGUGAAGCAGAAAUUUGACUACACUCCCUCAAGCAUCUCCCAGAAAAUUGAUUCACCUGACUUGUAUGUCUUUUAACUCAGUAUAAUAAGGGGUUUACUCUAGAGAUGCUUAUGAAUAUUUACAGAAGUGAGAGCUCUUAUCUAAAAUGUGAAGCAUAGGACUUCUACAGUUGCUACCUUUAUUAAGUAUUAAAAUUGCCUCCUAAGAUGCCUUCUGACUAAUAAUUUGUCUGCCUUGGGUCUCAUUGUGAACGCAUCUUUUCUUUGCUCAGUUCUUCUACGUGCAAUUCAUGUACUUCACUGUGUUGCACAAGAUAGCUCAAAAGUGCCAUUCUGUGCAUGAGGAUUAUUUUACAAGAUUUUAUGGACUUCAUCAUGCCUUUAGUCUUGGUCAGAUAUGCUGCCACUAAAUUGAAAGCAUCAUUCUGAUUUAAUUCCACAAUUCAAAAGUUUCAGCUGAAAUUCUAUGUUGUGUUGCAGUCCAUUACCCAUUCUUCCAAGCAAAGCUUUAGCUUCUAGAAUGUGCUGAGUUAGACUGCAGGUCAAAAUGAACCUUUGCAAGACACUGUUCAUCCAAAAUUGGAAGAUAUCAUGGUUCUGUCAUGUAGCAUAGAUUUGACCUGCUUAAUGUGCUGAAUUUUAAUCAAGACAAACCAGUGCCAGGCAGGUUUGAAUUUCUGCAUGGUAUCCCUUUCUUCUCUUGGACACAAGCAAGUAUAAAAAUUAACAGUGUUCUCCUGAGUUUAUACUCUUAACUCGUUAAGCACGAAGUUUAAUGUUAGUCAGACAAUUAUUCAGUUAUGAUUUGAUUUUUGUAACAUGUUGAAGUAGAGACUUUUUGUAGCCAUCUGCCAUCUUCAAGAAUACAGAUCUGACAAUGCUGAAGAAGACUUGUGUAGAAAAAGAAAGAAAAAUGUAUAGGACAACACAGCAAACCAGUUAAUGCAUGAGUGCUGUAGACUCCUUUAUAGAUCAUGUUUGAAGAAGUGUGUGAAUUUUACAUACUGUAUUAGCUGUGAAAAGUUUAAUUCUGCAUUGAAUAUAAGUGUUCUUAACAACUUCCUGAGGGAAACCAAUGCAAAGUAAGGAGCUGUGUAUCAGUAGCUUUGCUCUGAACUGUGAGAGGCAGAUUGUUACUAGCUGCAGAUUCCUAUGAAUUAAUAAAGAAAUAUUAAGCAUA
Molecule: messenger RNA, 2021 nt
Organism: Oenanthe melanoleuca
Lineage: Eukaryota; Metazoa; Chordata; Aves; Passeriformes; Muscicapidae
Gene: PRTFDC1
Product: phosphoribosyl transferase domain containing 1
Exons: 10
Coding region: 23-724 (233 amino acids)
Biological process (GO): purine ribonucleoside salvage
Molecular function (GO): hypoxanthine phosphoribosyltransferase activity
Source: RefSeq, a predicted model, not a curated record